Messenger RNA from Oncorhynchus gorbuscha (pink salmon), 5508 nucleotides. Its product is annotated as galectin-8-like. The coding region runs from base 2055 to 2945 and encodes 296 amino acids. Gene Ontology annotation, molecular function: carbohydrate binding. The record is from RefSeq and is a predicted model, not a curated record. The transcript has 8 exons. NCBI's taxonomy places the organism in Eukaryota, Metazoa, Chordata, Actinopteri, Salmoniformes, Salmonidae.
GAUAAGAAAGACUUUGUCUUACCAAGGACCACAAACUUCAAGGGAGAGUUCUUUAAAUUAUCCACCACACUUCUAGUAACCCCUUGCAAAGACAUUUGAAAUUGAAAUCCCUCAUAGCCCAUCAGAAACACAUACUGUAGCUUUUGAAUAUAUCACAUUUCUGCUUGAAAGGGUACACAAGGGUGUCCUCAGUCAUGAUGGGGUAAAUGGUCCCAUUACUGUAUGCUCAAUAAAUGAAAACUGUUAUGGGUUUGAAUACCCUGCAGUACCUUUGGGGUUGAGUGGCAGAUAGGUGAAGCCAGUGAUGACAGAUAAUCACGAGGCUUGAGAACACUCGGAGACUCUGCCUCCAGCCCAGGGUGUCAUUUAGGUACAGAUGGAGCCGGGUCUGGACCAGGGCCCCUGCUGCUCUCCCUGACAUCACUAUCCCUGUGGCCAGGGAACGCUUGGAGUUGAAGUACUGGCUCACCAUGAUCAUACCUGCUCCACAGGAGGGGGGUGGGAGAUGGAGGUGAGAUAAUGUGUUAGCUGUCGUGGCCUUGAGAAUACAACAAUGUAGCUUACCCUCUAACAAGAUACAAUAUGAAUUAGAAAAGUUAUGGAUGGAAGUGUCAGUGAAUCCAUAGUGUAAUUAACUGCUAGCUAAUUUCCUCCCUCCCCUGUACCAACCUAGGGUGAAGGCAAAGCUGGAGCCCACUCUACUGAGGAAGCCAUGUGUGAAGAACAGCGUUCCUAGAUUGGGUGCAUAUGACGAGCAUACUAUGGAGAUCAUGAUGAUGAGGGAUCCUAGAAUGGAGAACUCUCUGGCCCCGUACCGUCAGCUUCCCAGACAGGGCCACACAGAUCAUGAUGAAGCCGUAGCCGAUGGAGCCAACCCAUGCUACAGGCCAGCAGAGAGUGGGUCUUAAGGUUAGGUAGCUAGCAGGGUUCCAUGUAUAACAUGUAGGUACAGCAGCAGGUCAUUUGUGCAGUUUGGUAACUACUUGUUAAUUACAGGUGUAUCACCAUUUACACAUGAUCUCACAAUCCCUUUUGAAAUACAAAAUAGUUGUUGUAAUGUGAAGUUACAACAGUUGAGUUUACAGUGUAAUGUGAAAUUGUUUCAGUCUGAUGACAAACGUUAUGUUAUUAACGGUAUGCGAGCUUAGUGUUCCGGUUCGAAGAGACCUCAGGGGGCUAAAUAAAGGUGGAUAGGCCUACAUGCCUAGGAACAUUUAUGUUCUUCGCUGCAUGCAAGUUUCACCCAGUUCUGUCUGACAUCACAAUUGCCAUAAAGGUGUUUCCCAGGUAACUGGCGUGCUAAAGGCCACUGGUUCAUUCAUUCUACAUUUCUAAUUCUAUGCCAUUUCUAAUUCUAUGCCAUAGAGAUAAUUCUAUGUUCUUUGCACUGGCCAGUACCCAGUCAACUUUUGUUUGAACUUAAUAUCCAUUGACUAAAAUACCAAUAGGAAGCACUGUAAUACAUUUGGAUAUGAUUAGGAAAUUAUUUCAUUUUUUAAAAUCAAUUGCAAAUGUUGUUUUUUUAUAAAUAUUUUCCAGACAUAGAAGCUGUUUAGUUUCAAUUUUAUUUUAGCGAUUUGUAUUUUAUUGUAGUUUUUUUUUUAACGCUUAUUGCUGUACAGAUGAUGAUGAUCCAAACUGUAUCACAUUCGGCGGUGAUUGGGAGAUCCAUAGGGCGGCGCACAAUUGGCCCAGCGUGGACAAGGUUUGUUCGGGUAGGCCGUCAUAGUUAAGAACCUAUUCUUAUUUACAGACUUACCUAGUUAAAUAAAGGUUACAUAAAAAAAUGUGUGUUCAGGAAUGUAUUUGUUCUUCAGUCCCUUUAACCUGACGCUAUUUUGAAUACAGUAGCGGCAGAUGUCGUCGCGCAUAGGCUGGAUCACAUGGUACGCAAAUGUGUGACGUAGUAGGUUAUUGGAUAGAAGAGGAAGAGAAGAUGUCUACUGCCAUCCUAAUAUAGCAGAAAAUAAAAACAUCGACCCAAUUCAUUCUACACUCAUCAUUUAGCGGUCGAGGCUACAACCACUGCAUGGUAUUGUUGCAUAACGGUCUCAAUGGCUGUGGCACAUGCGAAACAAACGGUCCUAAAUCCGGUGAUUCCAUUCACUGGGGCCAUACCUGGGGGACUACACCCCGGGGAGAUAGUCCUUAUCCAGGGCACUGUUCACAAUGAUGCUGACAGGUUCCAGAUGGACCUAUCCUGUGGCACCAGCACUAAACCUCGUGCGGACAUCGCCCUCCACUUCAACCCCCGUUUUAAGGGCUCCCCGUGCGUGGUGUGUAACUCCCUGGUGCAGGAGAGUUGGGGCUGGGAGGAGACCCUUCAGCAGCUGCCCUACAGACAGGGAGCAGCCUUCGAGACGAUCAUCCUGGUCCACGAUGAUGUCUUUAAGGUGGCAGUAAAUGGUUCUCAUUUGUUAGAAUACAAGCACAGAAUCUCACUGGACAGGAUUGACACAUUUUCUAUAUCUGGGAAAGUCAAGUUGCGCGCCAUUGGCUUUAUACCAAGCUCAGCAAUAUACUCAAUCUCAGGUGACCUGAGUCUCCCUUACAAAGGCAGUCUACUGAAAGGGGUGAGUCCAGGACAGCACAUCACAAUCAAGGGACAUGUCAGCAUGUACCCACACAGCUUCACUGUGAACCUCCGCAACAACGGCAGUGAGAACAUCGCUCUGCACCUGAACCCCCGGAUGAAGUCGGCCAUGUUCAUCAGGAACUCCUACCUGAGUGAGUCCUGGGGACCAGAGGAGAGGGAGCUUCCCGUCUUCCCCUUCUCGCCUGGGGAGUACUUUGAGAUGCUGAUCCUCUGCCAGCCCCACCAGUUCAAGCUGGCGGUGAAUGGCUCUCACCUGCUGGAAUACAGGCACCGGGUGCAGGACCUGAGCACCAUCAACCAGCUGGAGAUCAUGGGAGACCUGGAGCUGAUGGACAUCAAGCUGUGGUGACCUAUGACAGAGGCAAGCUAGGCCACAAUGGGCUAAGCCCUAUUCUGGACGACAGGCCCGUUCACAACUCCCCCACCCUGGGCAGUGAGCAGUGCUUGAGCCAGCCUGAUUAUGGGUUCCAAUGUCUGAGCCAUGAGGUUUACAGCUGAGGUAGCCUUGGAUCUGUUUGAGUGGGUCUACAGGAUUUGACAGUAAUACUUGUAUGCACUAUCUGGUGCAAGGGAGGCUGGAAUAAUGUGUAAUGACAGGAGUAUUAUAGAAACAGCCCCAUUUACACCUUGCGCUAACCUGUGGGUUUUGUGAUCUGAUCAAGGUUUGUUGCGUCUCUACAUAGUAUUAAAAUGUAUCUUAUCCAUCCGCAUUGACUGGAUUUUCUAGUCCCUCCCUUACAUUUGAAAUAAUUAUUAAUUUAUUUAAGACAAUUAUUAAUGCCACCUGUCAAUGAUUUAGAGGCUGGUAUGAUGAUGAUUUAAAUGGUUUGACCCUCCAGAUCUGUUUACAAUGGCUUGUCUACCUCUGGAGGUGGUCAGGAAGAUAUGACUACAAUGUAUUUUAAUCCACUACACCGGUCUAAAAAUAUGGUCACAAUCAAGACAGAGGUCGCUUGUUAGCACCAGGUAUAAACUCAUUGGAAGGCCAGAAUGUCCAUUUACAUUGACAGGGACCGUGAUUUGGAAGGGCUCGACUAAAAUAUCUCUUGGAGCUGCACUGUUUCAUCAUUCUAAAAUUAAAUACUUAACCCUAAUCACUAAAAUAAUACACUCAUUCAUCCAUCUCAGGUUCUUCAGUGCUGAAACAAAUUAUAGGAUGGUUACAGGUGCUGCUUGACAACUCCGAUUAUGAAAAUCCUGAAUAUAUAUAAUGUUCUGUACCUGAGGGAACAUGUGGCUAUUUAUUUACCCUCUGUAGGAUAUGUUCUUUAAAUAUAAUCCAAUAGCUGUUUAAGUUCAUACAUUAAAGGCAACAUGGCCUGAAAAGGUUGUCACAAGGUCAAACUCUUUCAUGUGAAAUGGCCAAAUCUAGUUGACUAAGCUCACCGACCAAAUGACCUAGGGCUGGGUUCAAUCCGUAUCGCCUGAAGACCAGCAUUAUAGCUUGAUUGAAAUGUAAAGGCAACAUGCGGAGACUGCAUUGGAAAUUACCUUCGCAUUUUAACGCGUCUCUUCCGCGAUAGGGGUUAAACCCAACCCCUAGUCUAGUGCACUUCAAUUCAAGCACAACUACAAUACAGGGUCAAACCAAUUGCACUGGGUGGUGAUGGUCCAAUGAAAACAAGGGCUGGAUUAAAUCCGUAUUGCAGAAAGAUCUGCGUUAAAAUGUAAAGGUAAAUUCCGAUUGAGCUGACAUAUGCAGCGUUUACCGUGAAUAUUGCCUUUAAAAUGUCAAAUCCAGCUAUACCGUGGAUCGAAUGUAUGACUGCAUGGCCACUAUUUUCAUACUUGGCCAAAAGUCCAGCGCUAUAGCACGCUCAAAAUUUAAAGGUAAUUUCCAAUUGAGCAGACAUGCGUUUACCGUGAAUGUAGUCUCCGCAAACGUAGGAACAUUGCAAGUUCUUUCAGUCACCCAUUUUCAGCCUUAUUAUUUAUUUAAUCAAUUCUGUUGAUGUCAUGUUUCCUUCUGCUGUAACAUACAUAAUAUGAAGAAUCUACUGUAUGUAAUGUCUUAUCAUUAGCCUGCUUUUAAAUCAUUAUGAUUGGGGUCAUUUUUAAAUGUUCUAAUCCAUCCAGCAGGUCCUCAGUUACCUGUGAUAUCUAUGCACAUUUAUCACCGCUACAGAGGUGCAUUUCUCCUCUGUACCUGUGAUAUCUAUGCACAUUUCUCCUCUGUACCUGUGAUAUCUAUGCACAUUUAUCACCGCUACAGAGGUGCAUUUCUCCUCUGUACCUGUGAUAUCUAUGCACAUUUCUCCUCUGUACCUGUGAUAUCUAUGCACAUUUAUCACCGCUACAGAGGUGCAUUUCUCCUCUGUACCUGUGAUAUCUAUGCACAUUUCUCCUCUGUACCUGUGAUAUCUAUGCACAUUUAUCACUGCUACAGAGGUGCAUUUCUCCUCUGUACCUGUGAUAUCUAUGCACAUUUAUCACCGCUACAGAGGUGCAUUUCUCCUCAAUUACCUGUGAUAUCUAUGCACAUUUAUUACCGAUACAGAGGUGCAUUUCCCCUCUGUACCUGUGAUAUCUAUGCACAUUUAUCACUGCUACAGAGGUGCAUUUCUCCUCUGUACCUGUGAUAUCUAUGCACAUUUAUCACCGCUACAGAGGUGCAUUUCUCCUCAAUUACCUGUGAUAUCUAUGCACAUUUAUCACCGCUACAGAGGUGCAUUUCUCCUCAAUUACCUGUGAUAUCUAUGCACAUUUAUCACUGCUACAGAGGUGCAUUUCUCCUCUGUACCUGUGAUAUCUAUGCACAUUUAUCACCGCUACAGAGGUGCAUUUCUCCCCAAUUACCUGUGAUAUCUAUGCACAUUUAUCACCGCUACAGAGGUGCAUUUCUCCCCAAUUACCUGUGAUAUCUAUGCACAUUUAUUACCGCUACAGAGGUGCAUUUCUCCUCUUCAACCAGC